Molecule: messenger RNA, 2483 nt
Organism: Lingula anatina
Lineage: Eukaryota; Metazoa; Brachiopoda; Lingulata; Lingulida; Lingulidae
Product: uracil-DNA glycosylase
Biological process (GO): base-excision repair, AP site formation via deaminated base removal; base-excision repair
Cellular component (GO): mitochondrion; nucleus
Molecular function (GO): uracil DNA N-glycosylase activity
Source: RefSeq, a predicted model, not a curated record
GCUUAUUGGUCAAUUCUACGAAAAACCUCGCUUUCGCUCUCGGAAUUCGCGGGAAGAAGCACAUGAAGAAGUUGAAAAUAGGCGGAGUAUAUAUUCUCGGGAAGCAGGUUUCUGUGUAAUAUGAUAGGGCAGCAGAAAAUAUCAUCUUUCUUCUCACCUGUGCAACAAAAAAGGCCUUUAUGCAGCAAAGAAGACACAAAUGUUCCAGUCAAAAAAGCAAAAAAUGAUCCUGCUGAUAGCAAGGAAAAUGUCCAUGAGGCGCUGACCUCGCCCUCACUAAGUCCUGAGCAGAAGCAAAGAAUAGAUAGAAACCAAGCCGCUGCUAAAGCCAAACGUAUUGCCGCACAAACCAAAGGUCUGGUUGUCAAUAUGGGAGCUUCCUGGAUGAAGGCCUUGGAACCAGAAUUUAGCAAGCCUUACUUCACAAAGCUCAGUGAGUUUAUUCAUAGUGAACGGCAAAAAUCCUUAGCCAUCUUUCCACCAGCUGACCAAGUUUUUACAUGGACACAAAUGGAAGAUAUCAAAAAUGUAAAAGUGGUGAUCCUUGGUCAAGAUCCAUACCAUGGUGAUGGCCAAGCUCACGGUUUAUGCUUUAGUGUGCCAGAGAAGAUAAGACCACCUCCAAGUUUAGAAAAUAUGUUCAAGGAACUGGAGUCUGACAUUGAAGGAUUUAAACCCCCUGGACAUGGCAACCUCACAGGCUGGGCUCAGCAAGAUGUCCUUCUCCUGAAUGCUGUACUCACAGUGCAGGCUCAUAGGGCUAACAGCCACAAGGACAUGGGCUGGGAGAAGUUUACAGAUGCUGUAGUAUCAUGGAUCAACAAAAACCUCCAUGGCGUGGUCUUCAUGUUGUGGGGAUCCUAUGCUCAGAAGAAAGGGGCUUGUGUUGACAAGAAGAGGCACCACGUAUUGUCUACAGUCCACCCGUCACCUCUCUCUGCUUACAGAGGUUUUCUGGGAUGCAAACAUUUCUCAAAAGCAAAUGAACUUUUGAAAAAACAAGGCAAAAAACCAAUUGACUGGACAUAUUUACCCAAGCCGUGCAAUGGAACUUUCUCUCCUAAAUAAAGUUUUAUUUUAGGGUACUGGCAAAUUGAAAGUUGAGAUUAUGAUGGUGAACAAAACAGGAACUGAAAAUUCCAGUCGGGAAUUUUUCUAAAGACUACACAGUCAGUUUUGUCUUGUCAUUUAACAAACAUUUAGAUAUUUAAUUCCACCUCAAGUCAUUUUACAAAAACAUUCUUUCUGAAUAAUCUGUAAUUGUGCUUAGUUUUUAGAUUAAAUGUAUAACAAAUGUUUACAGUUAUUAAUUAAAAUAACUCUUUAAAAGUGAGUUGCAAUUCAGUUAAAUGUAGUAAAACCAAAAAUUCUUAUAUCAUAGUCUUUGGGUAGAUGUUUUUGGGUGGAAAGAGUGAUGUACAUAUGUAGAUUCUUUUUUUUUUGUAAAUAUUCUUCAUGCAACAGCAUUAGAUUUUAAGUAGAUUCAAUUUUCUACUCAUCUUUUUCCCUACAAAUUGAAAUAUAAAAAUAACUUUUUUGUCAAGUUGAAGUUUUAAAACAUUUCUUUUGUUAUUGUAAAUAAAAAUCAGAUUAAGAAUGUCAAUUAUGCUUUCAUUUUGUUAAAUAAUUACAAAGCUGAAUUUGGAAAUUAACAAUUUGUUCCAUUUUUACAGUGACUUGAAGAAUAAUGCAUUUCUGCAGGGUAAGCUAACAAAUGAAAAAAACAGUACUACUAGCAAAUGAAAUAUUCCCAAGUGGUGAAAAAUUUAUAAGUCAGUAACAUUACCUAAAGAAAUGUUCUUUACUACCUUAAAGUUGUUAAAAUUCUGGUAAAAUUCAAUUAUGUAUAUCCAGUAAAGAAAGAAAUUUUCUUCAGCUGAAAUCUGUAAAUUUCAAGAACAUGCUGUUGUAUUUCAGUGUGUUAUCAAAAUUAUAUCAAAUAAUUACAUUUCUUAGAACAGAAAUUUUUUAUAUUGAAUAUUUGAUCAGUAUAAAACACAUAUUUUAAGUAAAGUUGCUUUCAUUUUUCAACACCUUAACCACAAUGUUUAUCAAUACAUGUAUGACUAUAUACGAUCUAAACUUAUAAACAGAUUGAUAAAAAAAAAGCUUGUAAAACAGGAAAAUAGCAUGUAGUAAUUAGACAAUGUAAAAUAUCAAAUAUAAAUAAGAAUAAAAGGGAAAUUGUUUUUCUAGUCCAUUUCAAUAUAAUUUACAGUACAAUUUAACACUGAACAAAAUUGAUUAAUCACAGAGUUGCUUUUCUUUACAUAACAUUACUUUUUAGAUAUUUAAAAUCGCUCCGUUUUCUAGCACUGAAACAUUAAGAAAGAAUGCCAUCUCACUUAGUGUCUACUUGGGUUGAGAAUAUUUUUGUUACUCUAUUAAGUGCUGGAAGUAAUCUGUAAAUAAUUAGGACCCGGUAGCUACAGUCAUCAUUCAAGAGAUAUUGAUGUUGACCAGAAUAAAAUAAUUCUUAUCAU